ACUAUUUGUGUGUGUUUGUGGCCUUUUAGACGCAAUAGAAUAAAUGAGAGAGAGAGAGAGAGAGAUAGGCAUACCCAUUGGCAUAUACGAAGAUUAUGUGAACUUUGGUACCGAAAUGAAGCCUGAUUGUGAUGUGUGACCGAGAAGAAACUAACCCAUUUUUCUUCACCAAAUGGCUAACCCCUUCUUGAAUCUGCAGAAGCCCCUCGUAAUUAUCACCCUUUCCUUCAGAUUCGAAUCCGCCAAUUCAUAUAAAACCCUAAACCCCUCUGCAAAUCCCCCAAUUCAUUUCCUACAUCUUCCUUUUGCGUUCCGAUUUCCAGAGACGAAACCCAUGGUUUCAGAGGACCAAGACAUCCUCAAUGGUUGGCCACUGGGACUCGAGGUUAUGAACACCAGAGUUCGAAUGGCAGACUCACAGAGGUUACCGCCCACGGAUCCCUUCCCUACCCCGCACAUUCCUUCAAGGAGUUUCUCCUCUUUGUCUUCCUCUGAACUCGACACCAUGUCCACGGCUUCGUUCUUCCAAGACCACAGCGUGUCUCUCGGCCGGCUCAUCGGAAUAAGGCCGGGCGACAAGACGUGGUUGUACCUCCCGACGGACGAGAAUGCGUGUGUAUCGGUAAAUUCCGCAAGCUUAGAUACGAGGAAAACGAAGAGCGCUGAAAUAUCAGGCCGAAUCUGCAUUCCGAUUCUGAUCGGUAUCAUGUUGAAGAUGAUCAGAAGUCGAAGAAAUUCGAGAAGUUGAAGAAGGAAACGAGAUGAAGUGAAAUUGGGCGAACGUAAUUACAAAUUGCUUCAGUUAUUUUUCUUUGCAAGUUUUGGAACAUUGUUGAUGGAAGACGUGGUUAUCGGAAAUCUGGAACUUCGUUGCUUGCUUCUGAAUUCAAUUUAUCUGAAGAAUCUGAAUCAAAAUUGAAAAGCGUUUAAGCUUUCCUUUUCCCGAU
Cucurbita pepo subsp. pepo (vegetable marrow) is the source of this 947-nucleotide messenger RNA. RefSeq lists its product as uncharacterized. The record is from RefSeq and is a predicted model, not a curated record. Lineage: Eukaryota; Viridiplantae; Streptophyta; Magnoliopsida; Cucurbitales; Cucurbitaceae.